This is a messenger RNA of Solanum pennellii, 1656 nucleotides long. RefSeq lists its product as uncharacterized. Lineage: Eukaryota; Viridiplantae; Streptophyta; Magnoliopsida; Solanales; Solanaceae. The transcript has 4 exons. Bases 1 to 1656 code for a protein of 551 amino acids. The record is from RefSeq and is a predicted model, not a curated record.
AUGGCGUCACUACUGAAUAAACAAAGAAAUCUGUCUCCCACAAGACCUCCUCUUUUUGAUGAUAAGCUCUACAAAUAUUGGAAGAUUCGGAUGAGAGACUAUCUCAUGGCUGAGGACAGUGAAGUAUGGGACGUCAUAUGUAAAGGUCCUUAUGUGCCAACUAUGGAGGUUAAAUAUGGAGAGGUCACAAGAGUCAUUCCCAAAACUAGACAACAAUAUAAUGACUCUGACAAGCAACUAGUUCGAAAAAAUUACAAAGCCAAGAAGUUGCUUAUGUGUGGCAUUGGAAUGAAAGAUUAUGAUUUGAUCUCUUCAUGUGAAUCAGCCAAAGAAAUUUGGAAUCUCCUGAGAAAUACCUUUGAAGGUACUGAGGAAACAAGGAAAUCUAAGCUAGAUUUCUUUACUGCUCAGUUUGAAGGUUUCACCGUGGAGGAAGGUGAACCAGUUCAUGAAAUUCAGACAAGAUUCUCCACCAUAACCAAUGAGCUCAUGUUUCUUGAUGAACCUAUCCCGGUGGGCAAACAAGUCUCUAAGAUACUGGAAACUCUUCCCAGAUCUUGGAUAAAUGAAUGUGUGUUAGCUGAGGAGACAAAGGGGCCUGAAGAGGCGACUCCAAAUACACUAUUUGAGCUUUUUCAAGCUCAUGAGUUGCAUAAAAAAAGGGAGUGUCUCAUUCUGAAGGAAAAAUACAAAAGGACUGAUAUGAUUGAUGAGACUGAUCAGAAUAAAGAAAAUUAUGUCAAGAGUGUAGAAGGUAAAGACAUUGAGAGGGACCUGGUCCGUCCCAAGAUAAGCAGAAGAGAGGUCUUCUUCAGGACAUUAAAAAGGGAUAUGGCUGCAUGGAAAAAAUCCUCAAGUGAUUCAGAUGAUUCUGAACACACAGAUAAUUAUUUCAUGACAAAGUCAAACGAGGAAGAUGCUGAUGAAAAGGUAACUCUAUCUUAUUUCAAGCAAAACUUGAAUACCUUUUGUACUAGCAAGUUGAGAAAGCUAGCAGUUGUAUUACUUGAUUUGAUAAGUGAGCUGACAAGUGAGAAGGAUCCCAUAAGCAACAGUCUAGAUAUCUCUCAAGAUGGAAAAAUUGCAUUAGUUGCCCAAAUAUCUGAUAUUAAAAGUCAAAUGCGUGUUCUAGAAGCUGAAAAUCUAGAACUGAAGAAAAAGAUGAAAGGGGUAACUAAUAAAACUUUUAAUGGAAAGAAUGAGGCAAGCAGCUUGCAGCUGGAGCUUGAGAAUAAGCUGCACACUACUGAAAUGAAGACCAAAAUUGCAUUAGGAAGAAAUCUUGAGUUAGAGAGGGACUUGCUGAAAAGAGCUAAAGAAAGACAUGUGAAGUUUGUCCGAUCUAAAAAUAAUCAAGAAAAGGAAGAAAGGGGACCUGGUCUUCUUGAUAAAUUUGUGAGAUCCGACAGAAAUGUGGAAACGGAGCGCAAGGGACCUGGUCCUCGCUAUCGUUUUAGCAAGAACACUUUGCCCCCUUGGACAGGAAGGUUUCUUGUUAAGCCUUUUGACAGUUAUUGGGAACUCUGGUUGAAGUGGGUUCCUAAGUCUAACAAUCUCACUGAACUUAAUGCUCAAGGUAUGAAUGCUGAGGUUGUGAUUGAUGAUGUUAAGGAGAAGCAGAUCAGACCUCCUUCAGGUGAAAUAUGCAGACUUUGA